GUUAUUUAAAAAAUUUCACUUUUUUCCCAGAUUCCCAUUACAGAUUAACGUCGGUGUUUCGUCAAAGACAAUUGCCAAAGAAAACUUGCGCAUACAAUGUCAAGAUUCAACCGAGCGCAUCACCACAAACUCUCAAACAGUAAACCUAACAAAAACCAGAGUCCACCGCGAAAGUUUCGACGACGAGCUUUGCCCGAGUUUAUGUCUACAUUCAAAGUGCAUUUCAUUGAUUAAGUUUUAAUUCGAAGAAUUUAAAAUUCUUUUAGCAUAAAAGUUCGAGUUCGAAAAAGUUAUGAUUUUAAGAUGAGGUGCUUUUUAAUUAUUUAUUGUACUAUAACAUUCGUCAUUUUCUUUUUAAAACCGGACAUUUCGCAAGCAAUAAUAACCCCACGAGACGAAGAUAUCAUUUACAAAAGAGAUACGGAACAAAUAUUUUCACAACCUUGGGAGAACGGAUUAAAAGAAGCAACGUACAGGGUGUUUAUAAAAGAGGGUUGGUUAGAGCCGGGGUUAAAAAACGAAUUGCACGUGGCGCCAAUUUUGGGCGAUAACGUCCCCACGGUCCCAUUCGGGGAUAUUUCGAUGUUAGCCAGGGGUCAACUCUACCAUAACCAUGGUAAUUUAAUUUUCGUGAGGGAUAAAAACCUCUACGAUUGCGAAAAUUGUCGAAUUCAAAUCCCACGGAAGAAGUACGGGGAUAUUUUAACGUUAUGGAGUGUUAAAAGAAUAAGACAUAGAAGAAGUGAAGAUAAUUUUAGGUAAAAAAUAAAUUCUUAUUAAUAAAAAAUAAUAUAUUUGUAUUUUCUUUAUAGAU
This is a messenger RNA of Onthophagus taurus, 814 nucleotides long. NCBI's taxonomy places the organism in Eukaryota, Metazoa, Arthropoda, Insecta, Coleoptera, Scarabaeidae. The record is from RefSeq and is a predicted model, not a curated record.